This is a messenger RNA of Sesamum indicum (sesame), 1490 nucleotides long. Its product is annotated as succinate--CoA ligase [ADP-forming] subunit alpha-2, mitochondrial. Gene Ontology annotation, biological process: tricarboxylic acid cycle. The record is from RefSeq and is a predicted model, not a curated record. Lineage: Eukaryota; Viridiplantae; Streptophyta; Magnoliopsida; Lamiales; Pedaliaceae. Gene Ontology annotation, cellular component: succinate-CoA ligase complex (ADP-forming); mitochondrion. Gene Ontology annotation, molecular function: succinate-CoA ligase (ADP-forming) activity; succinate-CoA ligase (GDP-forming) activity.
GGGCCAGCUCUGUUCUCAUUUCAGUUAAAACCUAAAGUACAUCUGCGAGAAAAAAGCAGUCAAAGACCGAAUCGAUGGCCCGUCACGCCACGAGACUGAUCGGCAACUUAUCCCGCCGGCUAUUAUGCCCGAAGGAGCUCCAGCAACACCGCAAUUUCGGAUCUCCGCCGCCUCCGCCCGCCGUCUUCGUCGAUAAGAACACCCGCGUCAUCUGCCAAGGCAUCACUGGAAAGAAUGGCACUUUUCACACUGAACAGGCAAUCGAGUAUGGUACCAAAAUGGUUGGGGGAGUUACCCCUGGAAAAGGUGGAACAGAGCACUUAGGUCUCCCCGUUUUCAACUCCGUGGCAGAAGCAAAAGCUGAAACAAAGGCUAAUGCUUCAGUGAUUUAUGUUCCGCCACCUUUUGCAGCUAAAGCCAUUAUGGAGUCGUUGGAGGCUGAACUGGAUUUGGUUGUUUGCAUCACAGAGGGAAUACCACAGCAUGACAUGGUUCGUGUUAAGGCCGCUCUUAAUAAGCAGUCAAAAACUCGGCUUAUUGGUCCAAAUUGUCCUGGCAUUAUAAAGCCCGGGGAGUGCAAAAUUGGGAUUAUGCCAGGAUACAUUCACAAACCAGGACGUAUUGGAAUUGUUUCUCGAUCUGGUACUUUGACUUAUGAAGCGGUCUUCCAAACAACUGCUGUUGGCCUUGGGCAGUCAACGUGUGUGGGAAUUGGUGGGGAUCCUUUCAAUGGGACAAACUUUGUUGAUUGCAUAGAAAAGUUUCUUGUGGAUCCACAGACAGAAGGUAUCAUUCUUAUUGGUGAGAUUGGUGGCACAGCAGAGGAGGACGCUGCUGCCCUUAUAAAGGAAAGUGGGACUGAAAAGCCUAUAGUUGCUUUUAUUGCUGGACUCACCGCUCCACCUGGUCGAAGAAUGGGUCAUGCAGGAGCUAUAGUAUCAGGAGGGAAGGGUACUGCACAAGACAAAAUCAAGACCUUACGCGAAGCUGGAGUUACUGUGGUUGAGUCGCCUGCAAAGAUAGGCACCGCAAUGCUUGAAGUCUUCAAACAGAGGGGUCUUGCUUGAGCCAGUGAGAUUAGUUCAUGAUAUUUUUUUCCGUCUUUUCCAAUUUCUGGAAGCAAAUUAGCUAGUUUCCAAUUGUCGCCCGAGCCUGCUAUAUCUUUUACAAAUAACAAACCAGUACAUUUCUACGGCGGAUUGUAUCAUCCAUGCUGCCAGAAGAGUAUCGUGAUCCUCUUCAGGAUAUUGAGGAUCAUGUCGGUUCCUUAGUUACUUGGAAGGGGGAAGUUGUGAAAAUAUUGUAUCCACUACCUUGAAUGUGGAAUUGGAAGCUUUAGAUUAUUCUUCCCGUUUGAUAUAAUUGGAUUCUUCACUUGGAUGGCAUAUUGGAGUCCUUUUGUCGAUAACCUUGCGGUUUUCAUAUUCUUACAUACAGUUCCCAGUUGGUGCUUUUGUUAUAUUACGGCUUACCGUUUCAGUUUCGAGAAA